AUGGCGGCAAAUCUCAGAAAUAUAGACAGAUAUCUUACCGACGAGUUCGUCGCCGCCGUUAAGGAGACAGUCGACAAUGAUGGAAGCCAGAGCUACGCCAAGAUUGCGGCUGACAUGGGCUGUCACAAGUCGACGAUCCUCCGAACGAUCAAGAAGGACAAUGAUUACUCCUUCCACCGCAAGUCUCACCGUAUGUUCAUCACAAAUGUGUCCAAGGAGACGGCGGCUCUGAUGAACGAUGUCAAGCACGACCAGACGAGCAACAGGCAGAACGUCAGGUGUAUCUGCAAAGACAUCGAGAAGGUUCCCAUCGUGAAGCAUACGAAAUUCCCCUCCUCCGUCACAGUCCUUGGUGUCAUCUCUAGCGAGGGGUGCGCCAUGUCUCCGUUCUUCUUUCAAAAGAGCCCGAGUGUCACCGCUGAGAUCUACCAGGAGGUGCUGUGGAGCGUAGUGAAGCCCUGGAUGGACGAGAUCGCCGCCGGACGACUCUACGUCUUCCAGCAAGACCCAGGCGUGGCUGCUCAACAAUGUUCCUCACCACUGGUCGCCGGACUUGUGGCCGCCCUCUUUACCUUAAACACCCCUGACUAUUUCUUCUUGAGCGGGAUCAUUCGCCGUUAUGGACAAGGUUAUGGUCGCCAAAGAGUGUGA
Acanthosepion pharaonis is the source of this 651-nucleotide messenger RNA. NCBI's taxonomy places the organism in Eukaryota, Metazoa, Mollusca, Cephalopoda, Sepiida, Sepiidae. The record is from the annotation of a GenBank genome assembly.